Molecule: messenger RNA, 1002 nt
Organism: Cladocopium goreaui
Lineage: Eukaryota; Dinophyceae; Suessiales; Symbiodiniaceae
Source: the annotation of a GenBank genome assembly
AUGGCGCCGGACCCGGAGUCCCCAGCAGCCGGCGGCUACCGCCGCAUCCUGGUGCCGCAGAAGCGGCGCCCGGCGUCGCCGGCAGCGCAGCUUCCGGGCUGCGUGGCCGGGGUGGUGGCAUCGGGGGCGGUGGCCUUCGACUGGGAGGCCGGAGGGUCACCGGUGCAACGACGCUUGAGGAGUUCCUCACCCAAGACCUGUGAAGGGCUGAGAGGCUCCUUGGUUCUGGGCCAGCAUAGUCCGCGACCGUACCACAAUGAGGAGAAGACCACGUUUAUGUUCGACUCCUCUCCUGCGAUGGGCGGGGUGCGGGCACGAUCGUUGCGGAGAAGUGGGUUAUCCGCAGCUGCGCGAAAUCUUUCCCCUACAUGGACUAUGGGGGAGAACUUCCCUCCAGAGGCUGCGCAGGAGUCCUUCCCGACAAAGCGUCGGAGUUUGAGCCCACGGAGCUUGAUGUCGCAGAUCCUCAAUGGGGAGGAUGAGCCAAUUCACCGCCGCCUCCGCGGUCGUGCGCCAGCACUGCGGCUUUCUGGGCGCCGGGCGGUGGAAACUUUCGUCCCAGUAACAGCGGCUCAGCCAUUGACAAUGUUCAAGCCAUCUCCGGCGCUACCGGAACGCCAGAGCAAAGAAGAUGCGGCCAUUGCCAUGGAAACAGCAAGGCCCAUCAUGUGGUUUGGUGAAGAUGGCCAGGAGGAGCGUUGGAGUCCCUUUUCCUGGUCUCCGAAGCCCAUCACCCGUGCCGGUGAGUUCUCCCCACGUCGCGCGGGCCGCGGGCUCGUUGAGGGGAGCCCCAGAAGUCACAGUCCAGCAGGACCCAAGAGCCCCACGGUCUACGGCAUUGAAGGUCGAUCCCAUCGUAAGGGCCUUUGCUCCCCCAGAGAUGUGCGAUGUAGCGUUUUUGAGGCAGACAGCACCGACUGCAACUUGAAGCGCGGGAAGCUCCAGGUGAAGACGGCUCCCCCAACUGGCGGUAUGUCAGCGGCACUGCAGUGGCGUGGCUGA